AUGCCUUUACCCUCAAAUAUAGCUUGUCCAUUUCAUUCUAAUUAAUAGUAUUAUAUUUCAGCAGUUUGCCUAUACGCCCAUUGUGAACAUCAACCAGCUCUAUGUGUGGCAUGUCAAAAAGACUUUCAUUCAGAUCAUUAAUAAUUUUGUUAUACUUUUCAAGAAAUCGAAGAAAAAACCAAGAAUUUAGAUUCAGUUAUGGAUAUCAAAUAAUCCUAUAUGAUAUUUAAGAAGGAAAUAAUCGAUUUGCUAAAUUUCAUAGGAUUAACCAUUCAGCAAUCAACAUUUUCGUUUCAUUCUCGAUUUCUGUCAUCAGAAUAUAAAUAAAUUAGCUAGUAAACAAUUAACGAACUUGGAAAUGCCUUGCGAAACACCCAAGAAUAAAUAUCUAAAAGACAUUAAAUCAUCUCCUAUUUCAAUGAGUUUUUAGCUGAGUUCGAGAAAAGGACCAAGUAAUUCACAGGAUAGAUUAAAUAUUAAUAUCCCAAACAAUAAAAGAAUGUAAAGAAUAUUUAGAGAGACGACACAAAAUCUAGAUUAGUAAAAAGAAAUUCUGAAAUCAUCAGUAAUUCCAGAUCCAAUAAUACAUCUAAGGUUGAAUUAAGCAAAAUCUCCAGAGCACAAUCAGAUUUCUCUAUUGAUAAUAACUCUAAAUUUCUUCAACAAUUGGAUUUCAAUAAAAUCCUAUUUAGAUUAGAUUUUAAUCAAAUCUAAGGAUAGGCUAAUAUUAUCAAUGACUAUUCUAUUAAAUCAACUACUGGCUGUAUCGCCUUAUUGCAUCCUCCUCUAAAUGAUAUAAUCAAUAAUUACAUCAAGUUAUCCUUCAAAAUUCAAAAAUGCCAAGGAUUAGUUUGCAUAGGGGUUGCUACAAAUACUUAGAAAUGUAGCUUUGCUAAUCUAGAUUCCAAAGGAAAAGUUUACACUAGCUGGAAUUUCUUAGAACAUAAUAAACAAUCUACUAUCAAAUUUGGAUAAUCAGAUACAAUUAUUUGUUAUGUGAAUAAACAUUAAAAAACAGUUGAAUUUUCUAAAAACGAUGUAUUGAUUUGA
Paramecium tetraurelia is the source of this 1050-nucleotide messenger RNA. RefSeq lists its product as uncharacterized. The record is from RefSeq and is a predicted model, not a curated record. Lineage: Eukaryota; Ciliophora; Oligohymenophorea; Peniculida; Parameciidae. The transcript is spliced from 2 exons.